UGAGUCCGACAUGGAGAGGGCGGAUACGGAGAGAGGGAAAGAGAGAGAGAGAGAGAGAGAGAGAGAGAGAGAGAGAGAGAGAGAGAGAGAGAGAGAGAGAGAGAGAGAGAGAGAGAGAGAGAGAGAGAGAGAGAGAGCGAGAGAGAGAGAAAGAGAGGGAGAGAGAGAGAGAGAGAGAGAGAGAGAGAGAGAGAGAGAGAGAGAGAGAGAGAGAGAGAGAGAGAGAGAGAGAGAGAGAGAGAGAGAGAGAGAGAGAGAGAGAGAGAGAGGAGAGAGAGAGAAAGAGAGGGAGAGAGAGAGAGAGAGAGAGAGAGAGAGAGAGAGAGAGAGAGAGAGAGAGAGAGAGAGAGAGAGAGAGAGAGAGCAAGAGAGAGAGAGAGAGAGAGAGAGAGAGAGAGAGAGAGAGAGAGAGAGAGAGAGAGAGAGAGAGAGAGAGAGAGAGAGAGAGCAUAAGAUAAAAAGAGAGAGAAAGACCAUAUAAGAAAGAGAAAGAGAGAGAGAGA
Closterium sp. NIES-67 is the source of this 503-nucleotide messenger RNA. The record is from the annotation of a GenBank genome assembly. Lineage: Eukaryota; Viridiplantae; Streptophyta; Zygnematophyceae; Desmidiales; Closteriaceae.